UAAAGCGGGGUGCCGUAUUGCAGUUGGGUGUUGUUGUGAGGAGCUGAACUAGCAGGAUGCGGAUAUUUAGAUUAAAUAUUUUGGCUUUUUUUUUACUUUUUGUGGUACAGUAUAACACAUUUGCUCUUCAGGAUGUAACGACCGACCUUUUCGGUGCCGAAAAUUACGGGACGGUUGCAGCAUUUGGAGAUUUUAACUCGGAUAAACAAACAGACAUCUUCAUUAUCAGAAAGCAGUCUGAACUGGUGAUAUUCUUGGCUGACUCGAAAACACCUUACUUCAAGCCUAAAGUCCAGAAAAUUAAAGAUGUUUUGCCAAGCGACACCAUCGUCACCAGUGUGGUUCCUGGAGACUAUGAUGGAGACUCCCAGAUGGAUGUCCUUGUUACAACUCAGAUCAAGCCAGAGGCACCAACAUCUGUUUUUAUCUUUUGGGGGAACAACCAGACAUUAGAUAUAGGCGGUUGGCUCAGGCUGAACAAGAACUUCACAGAUCAACCUCUUGUUAUGGAUUUCAAUGGGGACAUGAUACCAGAUAUUUUUGGCAUGACCAAUAAGCUAUCUACUGAAGUCUGCUAUCUCACCAACAGGAUUCCAAUGUGGCAGAAUGCACUGAGUUCACCUCUCAGCAUGCGCAUCCCUCACUCUAAUGCUUUCAUUGACCUCAACAAGGACUUCACUGCUGAUUUAUUCCUGACAACAGAAGGCCCAAAUUUCGAGACUUGGAUCAGCAAGGACGGGAACUUCACCAAAGCUGACGUCAUGCCAGCAGAGCCACCAGCCAGCUUUGUUGGACAGUCCUCCUUCGUUGACUUCGAUGGUGAUGGCUACCAGGACCACCUCCUCCCUGUGUGUUUGGAUAAAAGCUGUCAAAACAGUGCCAUCUAUUUGGCCAAGCCAAGCCAGUCAGAAAAGUGGGUACCAGUACUAUCGGAUUUCAAGUGGAGGGAAACAGUUUGGAGUUUUGUGCCAGGGAAACCCAGCCAACCCCUGGCCCUGCACCUUGGUGACUACAACCUAGACGGCUUCCCUGAUGCCCUGGUGAUCCUCCGCAACACCAGCAGCAGUGGUCAGCAGCAGGCCUUCCUAUUAGAGAACGUGCCCUGUAACAACGCCAGCUGCAAAAGUGUAGGAAGAAUGUUCCGCAUCCACUGGGACCAGUCAGAUUUGGGAGCCAUCCAAAAUGCCAUUAUGGCAACGUUCUUUGAUAUCUACGAGGAUGGUAUAUUAGACAUGCUGGUUCUGAGCCAGGCAGCGGGCAAAAAUGACUCGAUCAUCCAUGCUUUAAAGAACAAUUUUGAAGCUGAUGCCUACUUCGUUAAAGUGAUGGUGCUCAGCGGCCUCUGCUCCAAUGACUGUCCAGAAGAUGUGAAGCCUUUUGGUGUUAACCAGCCAGGUCCCUAUGUGAUGUACACCACAGUGGACUCCAAUGGCUACCUGAAAAAUGCCUCAGCCGGUCAGUUGAGCCAGUCGGCUCACUUCUCCCUCCAGCUGCCCUACACUGUGCUGGGCCUCGGACGCAGCGCUAACUUCCUGGAUCACCUUUUUGUCGGUAUCCCCCGGCAGCCUGGAGAGACGGACAUAAGGAAGCAGGAGUGGACGGCCAUCAUUCCCAACUCUCAGCUCAUUGUCAUCCCCUUCCCACACAAUAAACCCCGCAGUUGGAGUGCUAAACUGUACCUGACUCCUAGCAACAGUGUGCUGCUGACGGCCAUCGCACUGAUCGGGGUGUGCGUCUUCAUCCUCGUCAUUAUUGGCAUCCUCCAUUGGCAAGAGAAGAAAGCGGACGACCGAGAGAAGAGGCAGGAAGCCCACCGUUUCCAUUUCGACGCCAUGUGAAGGAAAAAAAACUGCAUCAUGGGAGAACAUCCCCCCAUGUUCUCCUCCACCCCCCACCCCACCCCCACCCUACCCAUUCCACACACACACACACACUUUUUCACGCAGACUCAUUUCAAGGGCCAAUAAAUGGAUCCUCAUUUGCACCAAAAUGUUUCUUUUUGAUAUUUUUCAGUCCUCAAGUCAGAUGUGAAAUAUUUAUGUUCCAUUUCAUUUAUUCAUUCCAGUGUUAGAAGUACAGGAGCUGCAACAAGGCCAUGGAGACACAGAGAGAAAUCCUAAUGGAGAUCACUCACAAGUUUAAAGCAGGGAUUUCUUUGGACUGGCUGUAGUCAGCAGCACGAUCAUCAGUGGUGUUAUGAGAGUAUUUUGACAAAAUGACAGAUUUCUGUUGAAACGCCCAACAAGUUACUCCAUUAGUGUCAUCCGUUUGUUUAUAUUCGUACACUGGAAGGGAAGCACCUUUGGCACAAAGUGUUGAAAUGUGUAAUGUUACUUGAAACCAGUGUGUGUGUUACUGUCUCAUUGAUUCACCUCCGUCUUUUUCAUUUUACUAAGACAUUGUAAAGAAAUCCGUGAAUUGAAAUCUGUGAUAUCAAUCUCAGCUUCGCAACUGCAGCAGCAUGAACAAAAAUGGACACAUGAUUUUUCUGCUACCAAUCUCGCCGAAAAAAAAAAAGACGAAUAGCCGUCAGGUUUGUGGAGCACAAAUUCAUCUUUUUUCACACUUGAUUGUAUCACAGUGCAUCAUGGGAGUGCCAAAAGAAGAGUCUCUGUGUUGCAUCCUCCAAAUAUCUAAUGCUACUGCAUCAGCAAGUCUAAACACUGUAACUCCUGCUUGUUUCAAGAUGUCGGCUUAAUUCUCAUUGUCCAUUUCAAAGGUAAUUGGGCCGACCGCUCUGAUGUGUUCAGAUAUUUAUCUCACAAGAAUGAGCUCAUGCCUUUCCAAGUGGUUUGCACUUUUUUAACUAAUGAUUAACUGUGGAUGUGUGUAAUUUAUUUUGUUUUGUGGAUUUGAUUUGCAAAUGAAUGUUGAAGCUACUAAAUGUGUUUAUUUACUGAGGCUGAGAAUAAAGGUUUUUCCUGUUUAAAUCAA
Lates calcarifer (barramundi perch) is the source of this 2934-nucleotide messenger RNA. It is a transcript of the gene itfg1, whose product is annotated as integrin alpha FG-GAP repeat containing 1. Gene Ontology annotation, cellular component: plasma membrane. The record is from RefSeq and is a predicted model, not a curated record. The coding region runs from base 57 to 1838 and encodes 593 amino acids. NCBI's taxonomy places the organism in Eukaryota, Metazoa, Chordata, Actinopteri, Centropomidae. The transcript has 18 exons.